This is a messenger RNA of Limulus polyphemus (Atlantic horseshoe crab), 870 nucleotides long. RefSeq lists its product as uncharacterized. Bases 1 to 870 code for a protein of 289 amino acids. The record is from RefSeq and is a predicted model, not a curated record. The transcript has a single exon. Lineage: Eukaryota; Metazoa; Arthropoda; Merostomata; Xiphosura; Limulidae.
AUGUAUGAGGGAGCGAGGACGCAAGUAAGAACCAGUGUCGGGCUGCCGGAGAAGUUCACAGUAGCAGUUGGACUUCACCAAGGCUCUUCUCUAAGCCCAUACAUCUUCGACAUGAUAAUGGAUGUGCAGUGCCAAGGGAUCAUCGAACCGGCACUUUGGGACAUGUUAUUUGCAGAUGACAUAGUCCUCAUAGAUACCACCAGGGAGGGAGAAGAGCAGAAAUUGAAGAGAUGUAGGAGAGCGAUGGAGGACAGAGGACUUAAGGUCAGUAGAGAGAAGACGGAGUAUAUGGUUUUUAAUGGAGAAGAGGAAAUGGGGGAUGUUACUUUACUUAACGAUAAACUUAAAAGGGUAAACACCUUUGAGUAUCUUGGGUUCUAUGUGGCAUCAAACGGUACACUUGACUCUGAAAUAAACCAUAGAAUCCAGUCAGGAUGGAGAAAUUGGAAAAAUUGGAAAAAUGCGUUGGAAGUGCUAUGCGACAAUAAGAUCAGCGCAAGGGUGAAAGGAAAGGUCUAUAAAACCGUUGUGAGACCUGCGAUGAUGUACGGAGCGGAAGCCUGGCCCAUCAAAAAGGCUCAAGAGAAGAAAUUAGAGAUAGCUGAGAUGAAAAUGUUGAGAUGGAUGUGUGGAGUGACGAGGCUUGAUAGGACUAGAAACGAGAGGAUUCGAGGAACAACUAAAGUGGUGGAAAUAUCGAAGAAAGUUCAGGAGAGAAGAUUGCAGUGGUAUGGGCACCCAAGAAGGUUUUGGAUAUGGAUGUGGAGGGGAGAAGGAAGAGAGGAAGACCAAAGAGAAGAUGGAAGGAUUGCGUGGAUGGAGAUAUUAGAGAGAAAGGCCUUGGUGGGGACGAAUACGAAGACCGAAUAG